This is a messenger RNA of Mixia osmundae IAM 14324, 1017 nucleotides long. RefSeq lists its product as uncharacterized. Gene Ontology annotation, cellular component: synaptonemal complex. Bases 1 to 1017 code for a protein of 338 amino acids. Lineage: Eukaryota; Fungi; Basidiomycota; Mixiomycetes; Mixiales; Mixiaceae. The record is from RefSeq and is a predicted model, not a curated record. Gene Ontology annotation, molecular function: ubiquitin protein ligase activity. Gene Ontology annotation, biological process: reciprocal meiotic recombination. The transcript is spliced from 9 exons.
AUGUCGAGGCGGGGGCCUUGCCUAUUGGACCCUUCGAUAGGCUUGGCAAGCUUCGAUGGUCAGCCUGACUGGUUCGCAAGGCUGCCCCGAGCUGCUGCUGUCUUAGCUGCUGGGAGCGUUGCCAGAACGCGAGCAGAUAGACUCGCGCACAACACGCUCGAAUGUCGCCGUCGGCAGGCAACAGCGCGUUUCGACUGGCGCCGCCCUGUCGCGCCGAUCAGCAGCGCUGAUGUAGCAUCUGCUCGUUGGCUGUUCCCACGUCUCUCAGCAGCUUCGCAUCCCUCGUACGGCGCCCAGGAAGUUCACAUGGAUCUCAACGAGCUUCGAUGCAAUCAUCUCAAGUGCCGCAAGAUCUUAUCACUCGAAGGCAAGGGCGUCUCCACUAGCUGCUCUCAUGUAUUCUGUGUUGCAUGUGCCAACACACUCUUCACUCCGGAGCGCCUGUGUCCAGCUUGCGAGACUCACUUGCCGCACGAUGACGAUAUGCUCUACUUUUCGCUCAAUCCGUCCACCGAGUUUCGCAACACGGUCCUCGCCGGGCUGUCGCCGAGCAUCAUCGUCGAUAUUGUCUCCCGUGCUCUCAAUUUCUGGACGUACCAGCAAGGACAAGAGAAAAUAUUCCAAGAGAUGCUUCUGAAGCAUUCACAAGAACACGCAACGAUCCUCGAGCAAGAUAAUCUUAAUAUCACUCAACGUGCUAAUCAGGAGCUCGACCAUGCACAACGAGAGCUGGACAUGACACGUCAGCAGCAGCGAGAUCUCCAGACGACGCUUCGUGGCAGUCAACGCCAGCAGCAUUCCCUCCAAUCCAAAUAUGAUCGCAUGCGGGCCAGUAUCGGUCCUCGUGCCAAUCCUGAUCUGCUCGCGACCUCUUCAGGAACGAGUCCAGCGGCCGCCCAAAACGAGCAAGAGAUUCGCACGCCCGAUGCCUACCCAUUCAAAUACUCGCAUGCUAUGACACGGCAACGUCAAAGCUAUCUGCAUUCGUAUGUUUCUACAAGUGUCAUAUUCGAGUGA